GUCCUAUUUUUAGGACUGAGAAAUGUAGUCCUUCCGGCCCAAGCAACUAUAUUAAUUUAUCAAUUAGCGGCCCAGAGUUCUAAAAUUAGGUCAUUCACUUCUGACACGUACCGAUCCUAAAUCUUUGCGUGUAAAGAAACCUUUAUUUCUUAAAUAUGGCGGUACUGAACGCAGCUAUUAUGAUUACCUGUCAGUUUGACGUUUGACAAUCAAAUGACAGUCUUUUGGCACGCGGAUGUUGGGAAGAUGGCGUCCUCGCGAAAACGUUGCUUGAGGGAUGCAGAAUUAGAAAAUUAUUUAAAUCUAAACGAAUCCGACUUAGAAAUAAGUGAUUACGAUGAUGACAUAUUUGAUGCGGAUUUUCAACCCCCGAGACGUGAUCAGCCUUCUUACUCCUCAACAUCUUCGUCAUCUGAAGAUGAAAAUGAACUAGUUCCUCCAGAGACCCAGAUGGUUACUGCUUCGGUUGGAAAUAAAAAUGUCACGCCUGCAGAAUCUCACAUUUCACGCCGUUCUCGUGGAAAUUCAAGGACUCGAAGCUGCUCACGUGCUCGUGGUCGGGAAAGGUCAUCGCGUGGACGUGGAAGGUCUCAAAGCAUGUCCCAAGAAAAUCAUUCUGUUGUUAUCCAAGAUAUUUCAACUAAUGAGUGGACAGAAGGAGAAUUCAUUCCCAAGUGUAUUCCAUUUACACAACCAGCAUAUUUACCAAUAAAUCCAGAGCAUUUGUUCGAGAAAUACGAUUAUCUGCGGCAGUAUAUAAAUGACAGCUUAUUGCAAAUUAUUGUGGACAAAUCCAAUGAGAUGUAUUUUGCAAGAAAUGGUCGGUUACUGAAUUCUAUAGUAAUACUAUAGUAAUG
Cydia fagiglandana is the source of this 857-nucleotide messenger RNA. RefSeq lists its product as uncharacterized. Bases 214 to 852 code for a protein of 212 amino acids. The transcript is spliced from 2 exons. Lineage: Eukaryota; Metazoa; Arthropoda; Insecta; Lepidoptera; Tortricidae. The record is from RefSeq and is a predicted model, not a curated record.